AUGCUGUGGAUUUCAUAUGUGGUUUUUUUGUUUAACCUCACAUUCUGUUCUGCUGAUGUAAUUGAAAACAAACGUAAGGCAGAUGAGCUGAAUUUGAUAGCGUCGAUAGCUUUUCAUGAGAAAAUCACACGAGAGGGUCCUGCGUUGAAAGAGCUGGUGGAAAUACAAGCCAAAGAAUGUGAAGCAAUUCUGAACCGUACUUUUGAAGCAUGUGAAGUCUGCAGAUCUCGCAAUCCAAAUGUGCCUCAAACAAUCAAAAAUGAUCUCGAAAAGCUAUUGUUACUGAUAGUACCGAGAACUUUCCAUGAUGUGACUGGAACACCGUUAGAAACAAUUGUCGGAGAAACUGUUCCAAGCGUUGUUAAAAGUGACAGCAGUAACCUUGGAACAUUCUUCAAGGGAACACUUCCUAAAGUAGGCAAGGAUAUCACAAAACAUCUGGGAAUAUUCUUUACUAAAACACUCCCUAAACUGGGGAAAGUUGUGGGAAAUCAUCUUGAAACCUUCUUCACAAAGACUAUUCCAAAGACAGGGAAGAAAGCAGGAGGGCAUGUUGAUGUCUUUUUUACAGAUACAAUUCCUACGGCUGGAAAAGAUAUUGGAGGUCAUGUAAACACAUUCUUUACUAAAACACUCCCAAGUACAGGAACAGAUGUUGGAAAAAAUAUUGAUACAUUCUUCAGAAGAACUAUUCCUAAAACCGGAAAUGAAGUUGGAAAAUUUCUUAAGAAGACAUUCUCUGAAACAGCAAAAACAAUUGAAACUUUCUUCAAAGAGACACUUCCUGAUUUAUUCACAGGAAGACGCAGACGACAAACUUCUGAGUGUCACACCUGUGAUAAAAUCAACACCGAAACUAUGACGUCACUGGAUCUUAUGCGUUCAGUUUGUGGACAAGCCUAUGUCAACAACAUCGCACAGUACAAGAAGAUGGUAACCAUAAACAAACUGAUCCAUAUCGACAAAAAGCCCAUCAUUACUAAGGUGACUUUCAUGAGGAAAGAUGUGGUUGAUAAAGUGUUGGAAGGUGUAGCUUCUGCAUCGCCGAUUGCUGUCACCUACACUGAUGGAACAACUGCGGAAACCUUGAAAUCAGACGCCACUCUCGACCUUCUGGAUUCCAAUCAGGCCCUAGGAGAACAACUGGCUAAGGAAAUAUGGGACAUGAUAUAG
Molecule: messenger RNA, 1173 nt
Organism: Ylistrum balloti
Lineage: Eukaryota; Metazoa; Mollusca; Bivalvia; Pectinida; Pectinidae
Exons: 6
Coding region: 1-1173 (390 amino acids)
Source: RefSeq, a predicted model, not a curated record